Molecule: messenger RNA, 202 nt
Organism: Amoebophrya sp. A25
Lineage: Eukaryota; Dinophyceae; Syndiniales; Amoebophryaceae
Source: the annotation of a GenBank genome assembly
CCUCGGAGCACAUGGCGUCUUCGCUGAUUCAGAGCCGCUGAUUGAGGUGGCGUUGGCUCCACCGGUGGGAGGCUCCGCAGGCUUUGCAAACUUCGCAAAGCAAGAAGCAUCGAUGGAGGCAUCGGCACUGCAGUCGCUGUCGGGUGCAUACCAGAGCGCGAUCGCCUCUGCCAAACAGCAGAUCGAUGCUGCAAUCAAGGGC